AUGGCCGACGAAAAGCUUGGAACCCACAUAGAUAUCGACUCCAACUCCUCGACGGGGAAGGAAGAGGUGCUCAGCCACGAGGAGAUCAGCCAUGUCGACGACGACAACCACCACCAGCCCCGCCACCAUACUGAAGACGAGAUCGAGGCGCUGGGCAAGUGGUACGACAAGAAGCGCUUCGGCCUCCGCUACUCCGACGCCAUGAUCCAGGUGGUGAUGUGUGCGUUUGUCAUCUUCCUCACCCCGGGGAUGUUCAAUGCCCUCUCGGGGAUUGGUGCCUCCAUCUCCGACGUCGCCACCUCCGACAACGCCAUGGUCGCGUUGUACUCGACGUUCGCCACCGUGGGGUUCUUUGGGGGUACCAUCUGCAACACCAUUGGCAUCCGCGCCUCGUUGGUGUUUGGCGGUAUCGGUUACUGUAUCUACUCCGGAUCAUUGCUUUGUUUCUACCACACCCAAAACAAGGGGUUCGUCAUCUUUGCCGGGGCGUUCUUGGGUAUCUGUGCCUCGGUGCUUUGGGCCGCUCAGGGUACCAUCAUUAUGUCGUACCCUACUGAGGGGACUAAAGGUCGUGCCUUGAUGGUGUUUUGGGUCAUUUUCAACUUGGGGGCAGUGAUUGGUUCGAUUAUUCCCUUGGCUGACAAUAUCCACAACCGGGGGUCCACCGCCAACGACGGCACCUACAUCGCCUUCAUCGUACUCAUGUUCUUCGGGUCGGUGGUCGCGUGCUUCAUGUUGCCGAUGUCGAGAGUGUGGAAGGCUGACGGCACCAGAGUGACGGCGCAGAAGCACCCCAACUGGUGGCUUGAACUCAAAGGGUUGUUCUUGCUUUUGAUCAAGGAGCCCAUCGUGGUGUUGAUGUUCCCGAUGUUCUUGUCGUCGAAUUGGUUCUACACUUACCAAUUCAACGACUUCAACGCUGGCCGUUUUGACUUGCCCACGAGAUCGCUCAACUCGUUGUUGUACUGGCUCUCGCAAAUGAUCGGCGCCGUGCUUUUCGGGUUCAUCUUGGACAUGCCAUGGGUCAAGAGAUCGACGCGGGCCAAGAUCGGCUGGGGGGUCGUGUUCGUGUUGGGUAUGGUCAUCUGGGGCGGUGGUUACAAGUUCCAGGACUUCACCCGGGCUGACGUCACCGUUCCCGACGACGCCCCCAAGGGCACCGAGCCGUUGUUGUCUCCCAUUAACUACAAGCAAGGCCGUUACAUUGGCCCCAUGUUCUUGUACAUGUUCUACGGAGGUUUCGACGCCAUCUACCAGACCUUCAUCUUGUGGGUGCUUGGAGCGUUGUCCAACAACCCCAAGAAGACGGCGUUGUACGCCGGGUUCUUCAAAGGUUUGCAAUCGGCGGGGGCCGCCAUCGCCUGGCGGUUGGACGCUUUGCACCACCCGUACAUGACGAUGUUUGCCACCUCGUGGGGGUUGUCGAUCGGGUCGAUGGUGAUUGCCAUCCCCUUGAUCUUCUUCAGAAUUAAGGACACUACCGACUUUGACGAUGAUGGCAUGGCUGACCUCGUCGGUCAGGACGAGCUCGAGCCGAAGUUCUCGACCCAGGUGAGUCACAUCGAUGACUCCAACAAGGUAUAA
Molecule: messenger RNA, 1584 nt
Organism: Diutina rugosa
Lineage: Eukaryota; Fungi; Ascomycota; Pichiomycetes; Serinales; Debaryomycetaceae
Gene: NGT1
Product: Ngt1p
Exons: 1
Coding region: 1-1584 (527 amino acids)
Source: RefSeq, a predicted model, not a curated record